This is a messenger RNA of Spinacia oleracea (spinach), 1763 nucleotides long. RefSeq names its product salutaridinol 7-O-acetyltransferase. NCBI's taxonomy places the organism in Eukaryota, Viridiplantae, Streptophyta, Magnoliopsida, Caryophyllales, Amaranthaceae. The record is from RefSeq and is a predicted model, not a curated record. The transcript is spliced from 3 exons. Bases 73 to 1611 code for a protein of 512 amino acids.
UAAUUUUCCAAAUGGUGAGCAAGAACAAUAAUUCAUUUUUUGUUUCUUCAUAAGGAUUCCUUUGUGGAUAGAAUGGGGGAAGUCAACCAUGAAGAAGUAGAAAUUGAAAUAAUAUCAAUAGAAACCAUAAAACCAUCAUCACUACUUCCACCAAAAACUCCUCCAAAAACCAUCACACUUUCUCACCUCGAUCAAGCUGCCCCUUUGUACUACUAUCCUUUACUUUUAUACUACACUAACACUACUACUACUACCCCAACAUCACAAAUUCGAGUUGACAUAACAAGUACCCUAAAAACUUCACUUAGCAAAACACUUGACAAAUUCCACCCUAUUGCAGGUCGAUGUGUGGACGACUCUACAAUUUGUUGCAACCACCAAGGAAUACCAUUCAUUGAAACCAAAGUUGACUCCAAUAUCUUGGAUGUCAUGAACUCGCCUGAGAAAAUGAAGUUGCUUAUCAAGUUUCUCCCUCAUGCAGAGUUUCAAGAUGUGACUCGACCAGUCUCGGAUUUAAACCAUUUGGCGUUUCAAGUCAAUGUUUUCCGGUGUGGUGGGGUGAUCAUUGGCUCCUAUGUGCUCCACAAGCUCCUUGAUGGAAUCUCUCUUGGAACUUUCUUUAAAAAUUGGUCAACCAUUGCUAAUGAUGAGCGAGUUAAGGACGACGACCUAGUACAACCUGACUUUGAAGCCACUAUUAAGGCGUUCCCUCCGCGUACAGCAACUCCAAUGCUUCCUCGUAAUCAACAACUUCCAAAGGCGGCUGAAAAACCAAAUAAUAAUCCAGUCAAAGUUCUUGUGACAAAGAGCUUCGUAUUUGACAUUGUUUCUUUAAAGAAGAUGAUGUUCAUGGCUAAGAGUGAAUUGGUUCCUAAACCCACCAAAUUUGAGACCGUGACAGGGUUUAUUUGGGAACAAACCUUAUCAACAUUGCGUAAUUCUGGAGUUGAAGUUGAACAUACAUCGCUUAUAAUACCUGUAAACAUCCGCCCAAGGAUGAGUCCGCCACUCCCAAGAGGAUCCAUGGGUAACUUGCUCAAGAAUGCAAAGGCACAGGCCAACACCAGCAGCAGCAAUGGGCUUCAAGACCUUGUUAAAGAAAUCCAUUCAUCUUUGUCUCAAACAACCCAGAAAAUUAAUACUCCUCCUCCUCCUCCUCCUCCUCCUCCUACUACUACUGCUACAACAAUCCAUUCAUCUUUGUCUCAAACAACCCAGAAAAUUAAUACUCCUCCUCCUACUACUACAACAAUCCAUUCAUCUUUGUCUCAAACAACCCAGAAAAUUAAUACUACUACUACUACAGCAGAGGUUAUUUUGACUAAACGGAAAGUUGACAAUCCAGUUACACAGAAUCGAGAAGGAAACUACCUCUUCACCAGUUGGUGCAAGAUUGGGUUGGAUGAGGCUGACUUCGGGUUCGGAAAGCCCGUUUGGGUAAUUCCCAACGAUGGGAGACCCCCUAAGGUCAGGAAUAUGAUUUUCCUUACUGAUUAUAGGCAUCCCGAAACAGGCGUUGAAGGAAUUGCAGCAUGGAUUACGUUGGAAGAGAAACAAAUGCAAUGUUUAAAGUCAAACCCAGAAUUCCUUGCUUUUGCUACUCCUAAUUAGAGAUAUCCCACGCCUCUGUUAAUUAGCUUGUUUUAAUGUUUUUACCCCUUUUUUAUUUGUUUUUUAUUUAUUGUGUGUGAAAUUAUUUACAUUGUUGUAAGGUUAAAAUAAAAUAAAAUAAAAUAAAGUGGGACCCGCCGAUUUAAAUAUAA